CGCUCACACUCCUGGAUGCAGGUCUCUCUGGAGCGCGUGCCAUGUGAAAAGCGCACGGUUUUGCCGGGAAAAUGCGGAGCUUCUGGCUGAAAAUGUGGUUCCUUGGAGGUCACCGGGGAAUAAUUUGAACAGUCUUUGGUUCGUUGGACACGUUUUGUUCUUCUUCUUUUUGUUCUUUUUCCCUUUUGGAAUAAAACCCCUGGGGAUGGCCAAGACGUCGCUUCUGGAUUUGGGCGUUUUGAUUUUAAUCGGAUUAACAGCCGCUCGCGCAAACGGCAUUUUGCUUCACAGGGUUGUCCCGCACGAGGAAAGAACACUGGAGCUCGAGAAAGUGAACAUGGGUGUGAGGACUGCACCGACAGAACAAGCCUGCAGAUCUGAUGACGGCCAUGACAGCCACAAGGAGGUUGCAGGAAUGCCACAUGACACUCAUUCACGUAACAGAGCCAAACGCUGCACGUGUUAUACGUACAAAGACAAAGAGUGCGUUUAUUAUUGCCACCUGGAUGUCAUUUGGGUGAACACACCAGAGCGCAUAGUCCCAUACGGCAUGUCAAGUUACAGAGGCUCUCUGCGUGCACGGCGCUCAGCGGAAAACAAGAAAACGACAUGGAGAUGUGUGUGCGCUCUCCAAAGCGACUCUCACUGUAACAGCUUCUGUGGGAAAAGGGGGAGGAUACCAUGGCCAUCUGUUACUGGAGAGCUAAGCCAUGCUGUAAAUGACCUGCCCAUGCAUUCUUCUGUCCUAACACCUGGACAUACCUUAAAGAAAAGAAGCUUAUCUGUCUGAAGAGAAGGAAGAAUUCCAUUAUCCAGGGGGGAGUGAUGUGAAAGGAAAGAAGAAGGACACAAUGGAGAGUUUGUGGAAUGCUUACGCAACCCACGAGCCCGUAGUUGGAGUCUGAUUCAAAGAGAGGAUAUUUAACCCAACUGGCUUUAUGCUAACUCAUCAUGUUACAGCUCGCCUUCUGCAACACCCAAGGCUGAUUCUUCAGGCCGACUGUUGGCUCAGCUUUGUCGCCUUUAAUUAAAGAUAUACAGAGCCAAGAACUAAGACUAACUUGCUAUAAUAAUAUUCAGAUUUCUGAAUCACCGGUCGGGCAAAAUCACCUGUCAGCAUUUGAUGGGUGUACAAUAUAGAUACCAAGAUGACAAAGAGCUCCUUUCUCAUUUUUAACCUACGGUAACGCUUCUGAUUAGAUGGCACUUAAAUAUGAACUCGCUAACAGAGAAAUAAAACUGAGGACUGUACAUAAAGCAACAAGUUUUCUAUCUAUAAUAUACCAAUAAUUAAUAUGAUUUAUAAUUUUUUAAUAUGAACACAUACAAUAUUUGUCCUUAUGUAACUUGUGGGCAUUGCAUUACUUUAAAAAAUCUCAGUAUACAAAUUCUAACAUUUUUUACAUUGCCAUAAUGUGUGAUAUAAUCCAGCCGAUUUCCAUUUUUAUUACUAUUAAAUUAUAUGUGAUUAUUGUUUAAGAAAAAACAACAUAGAUUGAAAAUUACUGGGGGUCAUUUAGGUGUCUUACAUUUCUAAGAUUUCAGAAUUAUAAUAAUGGCAUAUUGUGUCAAAUUGAACACAACAGGAACUGUUAUUUAAACGGUGCAUGGUAAACAGUUUAAGGAAAUAAAUAAAUUCGCAUAGCAAUAAAAAUAAUUUCUGAAAGUUCCUGCAAUUAGGAUAACAUUUAAUGAGAUGGGAUGUCUUUGAAACAAGUUUUCAUUUCGUUAUUGCAGUUAUUAAUUGUUAUUCUUUCAUUCUUUCUGUUUGUUUCUCUCUCUUGAGGAGAAUAAUGCGAACAUUUUAAUGUUUUUCUGAUAAACUAGAGAGCCAAGCUACUCAAUGUUUUCAAAGAGCUGACACUGGAGACGCUUUCCUUUCUUUUUUUCAAAAAAGUUUAAUAAAUCUCUUAUAAAUAUCAUAAAUGCUACAUAAAUAUAAUCAUAUCAAUUAUUACACAUUUCCCUUUCUUAUAUUUGUACAUUGUACAUUUUCUUUGCUAUAUAUGUUUUGCAUGUUUUAUUAAAUUAGGGUUAUGUUCACCUUAUUUCAUUACAAGUGAGGCGUCUUCUGGAUCUGAACUAAUACAGCUGACUAACUGGCGUGAGCAAAUAUGUAUUGAUUUUAGAAGACAGAUGCAUGCACAAAAAAAUCAGAUAAAAGUCAAUUAUGAAUUGUAAUUAUAAAUGUGAACCGUCAUGACAUGCAAAUCCGAUCUGAACAAACAAUCAGAAUUUAACAAUGUGACUUAAAAUGUGAACAUAGCCUACAGUAUGUGUAGUUUCUGCUGUGAUGUCACUGUUACUAUGAAAACAGUAGAGCUAAUGUGUGUCUAAUACUU
Messenger RNA from Clarias gariepinus (North African catfish), 2342 nucleotides. RefSeq names its product endothelin-3. The transcript is spliced from 4 exons. Gene Ontology annotation, cellular component: extracellular region. Gene Ontology annotation, molecular function: hormone activity; endothelin B receptor binding. Bases 206 to 790 code for a protein of 194 amino acids. Gene Ontology annotation, biological process: vein smooth muscle contraction; regulation of vasoconstriction; intracellular calcium ion homeostasis. The record is from RefSeq and is a predicted model, not a curated record. NCBI's taxonomy places the organism in Eukaryota, Metazoa, Chordata, Actinopteri, Siluriformes, Clariidae.